This is a messenger RNA of Phragmites australis (common reed), 1991 nucleotides long. Its product is annotated as ferrochelatase-1, chloroplastic-like. Bases 346 to 1782 code for a protein of 478 amino acids. NCBI's taxonomy places the organism in Eukaryota, Viridiplantae, Streptophyta, Magnoliopsida, Poales, Poaceae. The transcript is spliced from 10 exons. Gene Ontology annotation, biological process: heme biosynthetic process. The record is from RefSeq and is a predicted model, not a curated record. Gene Ontology annotation, molecular function: protoporphyrin ferrochelatase activity.
GAGGUGCUCCAAGAGCGGUGCAUGGCACGUGUGAGUGUCCCCAGUGGCCUCCGUGGAAGAAGGGGAGAGACGGGCGCGGGGUAGUUGCCGAUUCGCUAUGUCGCGCUGCCACGUUUGACCAAGCAUUCAUUUAUUCUUCCCAACCGAAAGCCAGAGCAAGCACACGGCUCCAAGAGGAAAGAGGAAGGCGCAGACAAGGGAAAGAGAUCCAUCCAUUCCUCUCCCUCCGCAGCGACCAGGGAGGGUACAGCCCGCACCAGCAGAUCUCCCUCAGCGCCUCCUGCCCUUCCCUUCCGCUGCUGGUUGGUUCUCUUCUCCCUCGUCCUCCUUUCCGCUCGUGGGGUCAUGGAGUGCCGGGUUCUUGGCUCCAGGUGCGCCGGCACCGGGGCGCAAAUCUUGGGGAAGACCGGGUCCGCGACGCCAUGCGGUAAAGCACCUUCUUUUACAAGUUUUACUGGUUCUACCAAACAUGAGCAGAACUUGCAUGGGAAUGGUAAACCCUUGCAAUUAGCAGGAAGUGGAUACACUCGUUUGGUUAACAGAAGUCCAGUACUGAAACGGCAGUGGAAUCUUGCUGCUAGGUCUAGCUCUGCAAAUGUUUGUACUACUUUUGAUGAUGCCAUGGUUGUAUCUUCUGAUGCUGUUGAAGAAAAAAUUGGAGUACUCUUAUUAAAUCUUGGUGGUCCAGAGACCCUGGAUGAUGUUCAACCAUUUUUGUUCAACCUGUUUGCUGAUCCAGAUAUAAUUCGACUCCCUAGGCUGUUCAGGUUUCUUCAAAGACCACUGGCCAAGCUUAUUUCUACUUUUAGAGCACCUAAGAGUAAAGAGGGGUAUGCUUCAAUUGGCGGUGGAUCACCUUUGAGGAAAAUUACUGAUGAGCAGGCAAAUGCUUUGAAAAUUGCACUGGAAAAGAAAAAAUUGCAUGCAAAUAUAUAUGUUGGAAUGCGGUAUUGGUACCCUUUCACAGAAGAAGCCAUUGAUCAGAUUAAGAAGGAUAGGAUUACCAAGCUUGUUGUUCUUCCACUUUACCCUCAGUACUCCAUAUCAACUAGUGGGUCAAGCAUUCGUGUUCUCCAAGACAUUGUAAAGGAAGAUUCAUAUUUAUCUGGCUUGCCAAUUUCCAUUAUUGAAUCAUGGUACCAGCGUGAUGGCUAUGUGAAAUCAAUGGCUGACUUAAUUGAGAAAGAGCUAUCUAUUUUUUCCAAUCCUGAAGAGGUUAUGAUAUUCUUCAGUGCACAUGGUGUACCACUUACCUAUGUUGAGGAUGCUGGAGAUCCUUACCGAGAUCAGAUGGAGGACUGCAUUGCUUUGAUCAUGGGAGAGUUGAGAUCCAGAGGAAUAUUAAACAGCCACACUCUAGCUUACCAGAGUCGGGUGGGGCCAGUUCAAUGGCUGAAGCCAUAUACUGAUGAAGUUUUACUCGAGCUUGGUCAAAAGGGUGUGAAAAGCCUCCUGGCUGUUCCAGUAAGUUUUGUGAGUGAGCACAUUGAAACAUUGGAAGAAAUCGACAUGGAGUACAAGGAGUUGGCUCUAGAAUCGGGCAUUGAGAACUGGGGUAGGGUUCCUGCCCUUGGAUGUACUUCGUCGUUCAUCUCUGACCUUGCGGAUGCUGUUGUUGAAGCUCUGCCCACUGCUUCAUCACUAACCAGAAAGCCCAACAACACCGGUUCUGACAUGGACGUGAUGCAGUACCUGACCAAGAUGUUUUUCGGCUCAAUCUUGGCAUUCGUCUUGCUCUUGUCGCCAAGACUAAUUUCCGUGUUCCGGAAUACAAUGCUUUAGGUUGUGGCCGUAAUCAUGCUAUUUUUGAGAUCGAUGCAUGAAGUAGCUGCCAAUGACGUGUUGAUUGUAAUUAGACAUCAUUAGAGUUUACUGGUUGUAAUUUGCAAAUAACUUGCAAUUUGCUGGUUUUAGUAGUACUGCUCUAACCGUCAAAUUUGGUGUGAUGAAAGCACAAAACAUCAAUCUACUACAGAUUCCAAAGUUUUCUA